CUCGCCUGCUUUCGUUCCAGGGUUUUAGCGGUUGCCUUUCGUCCUAGGGAUUAAGCUUCCCCAGGGUUUAUCUCCAUCGGAACACAGAAUCAUCUCGCCAUCCUGAAACCUUUCUAUUGAAUUCAGUAAUAGCAGACAGAAUGAAAGUGAAAGUAAUAUCGCGCUCUACUGAUGAAUUCACUAGAGAAAGAAGUAAUGAUCUUCAGAGAGUGUUUCGAAAUUUCGACCCCAGCCUCAGGCCGCAGGACAAGGCUGUGGAGUAUGUACGGGCACUCAAUUCAGCCAAAUUGGAUAAGAUUUUUGCAAGGCCAUUUGUAGGAGCAAUGGAUGGACAUAUAGAUGCUGUGUCCUGUAUGGCGAAGAACCCAAACUACUUGAAAGGAAUAUUUUCUGGUUCUAUGGAUGGAGAUAUUCGUCUCUGGGAUAUAGCCUCCAGGCGAACAGUUUGUCGAUUUCGUGGUCAUGAUGGUGCUGUUAAAGGUCUGACGGUUUCUACAGAUGGAAGAAUUCUUGUAUCAUGUGGAGUUGAUAAAACUGUCAGGCUCUGGGAUGUUCCAGUUGCUACACUUACAGACUCAAGUGACUCUUCCGAUAAGACUCCUGAGCCACUGGCAAUUUAUGGUGGAAAUAAUGCAUUUUGGGCUGUUGAUUACCAGUGGGAUGGUGAUCUUUUUGCUACUUCUGGUGCUCGAGUAGAUAUAUGGAAUCGCAAUAGAUCCCAACCGGUGAACAGCUUUGAAUGGGGAACGGACACAGUUAUAUCUGUUCGAUUUAAUCCUGGAGAUCCAAAUGUGUUGGCAACUUCAGCUAGUGAUCGGAGCAUAGCUAUAUAUGAUCUGCGCAUGUCAUCUCCCGCAAGAAAACUUAUCAUGCAGACGAAAACCAAUUCUGUCUCAUGGAACCCAAUGGAGCCAAUGAACUUCACAGCUGCAAAUGAGGAUUGCAAUUGUUAUAGCUAUGAUGCUAGGAAAUUAGAUGAAGCUAAGUGCGUACACAAAGAUCACGUCUCAGCAGUGAUGGAUAUAGACUAUUCACCAACUGGCCGUGAAUUUGUUACUGGAUCUUAUGAUAGAACAAUCAGAAUAUUCCAGUAUAAUGGUGGUCACAGCCGGGAAAUUUAUCACACGAAGCGAAUGCAAAGGGUAUUCUCUGUCAAGUUCAGUUGUGAUGGAAGUUAUAUUAUAUCAGGGAGUGAUGACACCAACCUUAGGCUCUGGAAGGCUAAAGCGUCAGAACAAUUGGGAGUUCUUCAUCCAAGGGAAAAAAGAAAGCAUGAAUAUCAUGCGGCUGUCAAGAAUCGAUAUAAACAUCUCCCUGAGGUCAACCGUAUUGUGAGGCACAGGCAUCUGCCGAAGCCCAUAUACAAGGCAGCUGCCCUGAGACGCACUAUGACAGAAGCGGAUAGAAGAAAAGAACAAAGAAGGAAAGCACAUAGUGCUCCAGGGAGCAUUGUUACUGAGCCGAUGCGUAAAAGAAGAAUCAUCAAAGAAGUCGAGUGAACAACCUUCACUUCCCAGAUAUUCAGGGUAGGGUACCAUUCCCACUUAAAAGAUUAGGUUUAGAAUCCUUUUUUUUUAUGCCUCGCCGAGGGAUUUUCCCAACUCCAGUGCUGUAGAAUCAUCUUUUGCCUGUUGGCAAACUAUUGUCAAAGAUAUUGGUUGUCAGAAUAUGCGAAGUUUAGUGUUUAGUGAUCCUUCGGUAGCCUCUGUGAAUGUAAAGUGUGAAAUGGUAAGGAAACAAAUUCAAUUUUGUUUCAUAUUCUUAGUGUAUCAUUGACUUAUUCGUCCCA
Tripterygium wilfordii is the source of this 1789-nucleotide messenger RNA. Its product is annotated as DDB1- and CUL4-associated factor 13-like. Gene Ontology annotation, cellular component: nucleolus; small-subunit processome. Gene Ontology annotation, biological process: maturation of SSU-rRNA from tricistronic rRNA transcript (SSU-rRNA, 5.8S rRNA, LSU-rRNA). The transcript has 17 exons. The record is from RefSeq and is a predicted model, not a curated record. Gene Ontology annotation, molecular function: protein binding. Bases 141 to 1499 code for a protein of 452 amino acids. NCBI's taxonomy places the organism in Eukaryota, Viridiplantae, Streptophyta, Magnoliopsida, Celastrales, Celastraceae.